ACAGUUACAUAGAUAGAUCAUAGGUUAGGUACUGGGUAGUUAACAAGGAACAAGUUCAAGUCAGCCCAGUUCUGUGUCCACUGUCCCCAGACUAGGCCGUCCAAUGCAACUCUGCCCGCCGGUCCCUUAUCGCACUUCCGAUUCAAAGUUCCGUCCGUUUCCUCCUGUGCUGCGGCCUGCCUGCCCCGGCCUUGCUUGUCCUCAUCAACUCCCGUCGAACGAGACGAGACUUCUGCAGCGCACGAACAAACCCCGUCGACUCUUCCUAUUUUCUCCUGACCUUGCCCUCUCUUACUCUUACUCCUUACUCUUACUCCUUACUCUCACUCCCUCCGUCUCAGCCCUCUCCUCCUCAAAUUUCUCCAUACUCCGUUCUUCCUAUUUCUUCCCGCCGACUGUUCACUCCGAGUCCGCUUACUAUUCAAUCCUUCUCUCUUUCCUCUACUCCAUACCCGACCCGGAGCCAUCUACCAAACAACUCUCCCCGGUGUACACUCUCAUACACAUACACACUUCACUUACUCCGUACUCUCCCUCCCUCCCUCUCUCUCUCUCUCUCUCUCUCUCUCUCUCUCACUGCUCACACGCUCACUCUUGCGUUGUGUGCUUCCGCCCGUACCUUUCCCAACUGGGGUCUCGGCGUCCUUUGCACAGACCGACCUUCUUCCUGGUUUUACCCACAUCCUCCUCCACCACAACCACUCCACCACAACCAACUCCACCACAACCAUACCUCUUCCUCCCGGCCAAUUGUCGAAUCACCCCCGCUGAUCUCAUGUGAACACGAUUGCAGUAUUCCGCUCCAUACUCCGUACCUCACGGGCUACACACGAGGCUUGCAUUUCUCCAACUCCCUCCAACAACCGCCUAUUCCCGCGGCUGUCAGAUCGCCCCCCUAAAUAGUCGCCUAUUCACGGCUGUCAAAUCCGGCAAUCCCACUCGCACUCCUGGGCUGGUAA
Messenger RNA from Colletotrichum phormii, 959 nucleotides. RefSeq lists its product as uncharacterized. Bases 104 to 781 code for a protein of 225 amino acids. The transcript has 2 exons. NCBI's taxonomy places the organism in Eukaryota, Fungi, Ascomycota, Sordariomycetes, Glomerellales, Glomerellaceae. The record is from RefSeq and is a predicted model, not a curated record.